This is a messenger RNA of Vigna umbellata (rice bean), 3755 nucleotides long. RefSeq names its product ARM repeat superfamily protein. NCBI's taxonomy places the organism in Eukaryota, Viridiplantae, Streptophyta, Magnoliopsida, Fabales, Fabaceae. The record is from RefSeq and is a predicted model, not a curated record. Gene Ontology annotation, cellular component: cytoplasm. Gene Ontology annotation, biological process: protein import into nucleus.
GGGGGAGUGGGGGAACGAGGAAAAGAAUCUAUAAAAUAGAGGAGUUGCGUAUGGUGGGAUGUAGAGGAGCAUAGCCAAACCCUCAAUCGUCUUUCACUGCUCUGUCACUCACUCAUAGCCCGUAGCCGUCCGAUGAAAGGGAAACAACUGUUAACUGAAUCCGUUGCAGUUGUCCCAGGCGUCGCAUCCUCAUCAUCACCCUGUUUCUCUUCCAUCUGUUCCUCUUUUUUUUCCUAAUUUUCUUUUUCUAAUUUUCUAAAAUCAUUUUCUCUUUCCUUAUUCCCUCAAUUUUCUAAGCAAACUAAAAUUAAAAGGCCAAGAACGUCAUGGAACUGGCAAUGAAGGUGGCAGAGGCGGUCCAUGUGCUCAACCACGAUACCCAAUCCUGCAAUCGCGUCGCAGCCAAUCAGUGGCUCGUUCAGUUCCAACAGACCCAUGCCGCCUGGGAUGUCGCCACUGCCAUCCUCACCGCCGAUCGCCACCUCCCCCUCGCCUCCAAUUUUGAGGUCGAGUUCUUUGCAGCGCAGAUUCUCAAACGCAAGAUUCAAAAUGAAGGUUAUCUACUGCAGUUAGGAGUUAAAGAUGCUUUAUUAAAUGCCCUUCUUCUUGCAGUCAAAAGAUUCAGUACUGGUCCACCUCAGCUUUUGACACAGAUCUGUCUUGCACUCUCUGCACUUGUACUUCAAGUUGCUGCAUAUGGAAACCCAAUUGAGCAACUCUUUUACAGUCUGCAGAAUCUGCAAAGCCAAGUUGAUGGCAAUAUUGCUGUCCUUGAGAUGCUCACUGUCCUGCCAGAGGAAGUUGUUGACAACCAGCGUAUCGACUCUAAAAUUAGUUCAUUACACAAAAGCCACUAUACCCAAGAGCUUCUCUCCCAUACACCUAUGGUUCUUGAGUUCUUGCUGCAGCAGUCUGAAAUAAAUUUUGAUGGUUCUGUGCAACAACAGGAAAGGAACAGGAAAAUUCUACGUUGCUUAUUGAGUUGGGUUAAAGCAGGUUGCUUCUCAGAGAUAUCUCCUGGAACAUUGCCGGCACACCCACUUCUAAAUUUUUUGUUCAAUUCAUUGCAGGUUUCAUUAUCAUUUGAUCUAGCCAUUGAAGUUCUUGUUGAACUUGUGACUAAACACGAGGGAGUACCCCAAAUUUUGUUAUGCAGGGUACAAUAUUUAAAGGAAGUACUUCUUUUUCCAGCUCUUACUAGGGGAGACAUGAAAGUAAUUGGUGGCCUCGCGUGCUUGUUGUCAGAAAUUGGGCAGGCUGCUCCAUCUCUGAUUGUUGAGGCAAGUGCAGAAGCUCUGGCCCUUACAGAUGCCCUCUUGAGCUGCGUGGCAUUUUCAAGUGAAGAUUGGGAGAUUGCAGACUCAACACUUCAGUUUUGGUCUACUCUUGCAGGUUAUAUACUUGGCAUUGAAGAUGGUGCAAAAAGUAGAAAACAUAUGGAAGACAUUUUUUCUCCUGUCUUCUCAACAUUACUUGAUUCACUGUUAUUGCGUUCUCAGGUGGAUGAUUGUACAUACAAUGAUGACGGAAGAGUAGUUGAUUUGCCUGAUGGUCUUAUCCAUUUCAGGAUGAACCUAGUAGAACUUUUGGUGGAUAUAUGCCACCUGUUAGGAUCUGCUACGUUUAUGCAAAAGGUGCUUUGGAAACUCUUUAUUGGUGGGUGGGCAUCUCAAAAUCUAUCAAUCCCUUGGAAGGAAGUGGAAAGCAAACUAUUUGCUCUUAAUGCUGUGGCUGAUGUAAUCAUACAGGAUGGCCAAAGUUAUGAUUUCUCUGUAGUUAUGCAGUUGGUGACCAUGUUAUCCAUUAAACCUUCUGAUGGCUUGAAGGGUUUCAUUUGCAUUGUAUACAGAUCUCUGGCAGAUGUUGUUGGUUCAUAUUCCAAGUGGAUAUCUGCUUUUAAGGAAAAUUUUAGAUCCUUGCUAUUAUUUCUUGCUAUUGGGAUUUCAGAAUCUCUAUCUUCAAAUGCUUGUGCAUCUGCCUUGCGAAAAGUCUGUGAAGAUGCUUCUGUAGUAAUUUAUGAGCCUUCAAAUUUAGAAAUUUUAAUGUGGAUAGGAGAGGGUUUAGAGAAAUGGAAUUUGUCUUUGGAAGAUGAGGAAGAAGUUAUGCAUGCAAUAAGUCUGGUUCUUGGUUCUGUGUCCAAUCGGGAACUAAAGAACAAUUUAUUGGCUAGAUUGCUUUCAUCUAGCUAUGAAGCUAUUGGGAAACUUGUUGAUCCCGAAAUCAGCCUGUCUCUUAAACAGAACCCUGCUUCUUAUACACAGGUUUUAAAUGCUGCCUCUAGAGGGUUGCACAGAAUUGGAACUGUAUUCAGUCAUCUUUCCAUAUCCGUGGCAACUGAACCUGCUGCAGAUGACUCAAUACUUUCACUGCUAAGGGUUUUCUGGCCAAUCUUGGAGAAAAUUUUUGGCUCUGAGCAUAUGGAGAAUGGAAAUUUAUCUGUAGCAGCUUGCCGAGCUCUUUCACUAGCUGUUCAAUCUUCAGGUCAACAUUUUGUGACAUUACUGCCCAAGGUGAUGGACUUGCUUUCAACAAAUUUUGUUUUGUUCCAAAGUCAUGAAUGUUAUAUAAGAACUGCUUCCAUUGUCAUUGAAGAAUUUGGUCACCUAGAGGAGUAUGGACCUUUAUUUGUUACUUUGUUUGAAAGAUUUACUCAUGCAGCUUCUGUAAUGGCCCUAACUUCCUCCUACAUAUGUGACCAAGAACCUGACUUAGUGGAGGCCUACACCAAUUUUGCAUCAACAUUUAUCCGAUCCAGUAACAAGGAUGCCCUAUCAGCAUGUGCUUCUCUUCUUGAAGUUUCUAUCCAAAAGGCAGCUAUAUGUUGCACAGCCAUGCACCGUGGUGCAGCGCUUGCUGCAAUGUCAUAUUUAUCUUGUUUUUUAGAUGUGGGCCUUCUCUCUCUGUUAGAAUGUAUGAAUUGUAUUACUGAGGGAUCAUUCAACAUCACAGCCAUUCACGUUAUAUCUCACAGUGGUGAGGGGCUUGUAUCUAAUGUGGUUUAUGCUUUACUGGGUGUGUCUGCAAUGUCUCGGGUUCAUAAGUGCGCAACAAUUUUGCAACAACUAGCAGCAAUUUGCACACUAUCUGAAAGAACAACAUGGAAGGCUAUACUUUGCUGGCAAACACUUCAUGGCUGGCUGCAGUACGCGGUUCAGGCUCUUCCUGCUGAAUACCUAAACCAUGGAGAAGCAGAGGCCAUAGUGCCACUUUGGUCAAAGGCACUUGCUGAUGCAGCCUCUGAUUAUCUUGAGAGCAAGAAUUCUGAUGGAUUAAAGAGCGAUUUCGGACAUAUGCAAGGGAAGGGUGGCAGAGUUCUAAAGCGGCUGGUUCGGGAAUUUGCUGAUGCUCACCGAAAUAUUCCAAAUUUAACUUGAGCACUGGAUGAACAUUUUUGUUUCGGAUUUAUCUGAUGCGUUUCAGCAUGCAGGUUUAAGAGUUGAUGAGGCACCUUUGGUCUUCCCCAAAUGGUAAGGGUACCUGUAUUAUUUUGUUGUAAAUUGAUGAGAUAUGUAUAGAUGCGCGUAUGGUCAACUGUGGUGCCCUACCAUCUAAAGUGCCUUCCCAUAUUCCAUUACUAUUUUUCUGUAUUUUGUCCACUGUACAGUAUAUGCCCACAAUUUUGGCCCUUAAGAAUCAGGUUAGGAUAGAUGCCCCCUUUUUUCAAAUUGUACAGGAUAUCCAUUAAGGAUCAUCCGCAUAUGGAACUGCAGGUUUUUGAAGGAAAAAAAAUUAAUGACACUUAUAUUCUACAGUCA